Molecule: messenger RNA, 1805 nt
Organism: Myripristis murdjan (pinecone soldierfish)
Lineage: Eukaryota; Metazoa; Chordata; Actinopteri; Holocentriformes; Holocentridae
Gene: dusp23b
Product: dual specificity phosphatase 23b
Exons: 3
Coding region: 453-908 (151 amino acids)
Biological process (GO): protein dephosphorylation
Source: RefSeq, a predicted model, not a curated record
UUUUUAUGGCUUUUUGUUGGCUGAUACGCUAAUAUCAACGCAAAUAUUUAAUAAUUAAGAGCUUGGUGUGAAGUUUUAAAAGCAUAACAACAAUGCGACCGCGGUAGAGUAGUAAGAACAGGCGCAACUUUGCUAUACUGAAUGGGUUUGCCUAAAAAAAAAUGUUAUUUUGAGGUCAAGUUAAUGUUUAAAUGAAAGGAAGAACCAUUUUACAGUUUCUCGUCAGACAAGUUGGGAAACAGCAGCUGUAAACAGAUGCAAUAAAGCCAGGUGGAUUAGCUUUCUUGCCACACCUAGCUUAGCAAACUAAGGUUGGUCAACGGACGUUAGCAUGCUAUGCUAAAGGUACAGUGAACCUUAACGUUACUGUACUGCACUGUGCGGCUAGUUAGCAGAGGCUAGCGACACGUUCACUCCACACCGGGCCUGGAUAACAGUGGAUUAAGUGCCAAAUGGCCUCUUUAGCACCACACAAUUUCUCCUGGGUCGAGCCAGGCAAGCUGGCUGGGCUGGCGCUUCCCAGAAUGCCGUCUGACUAUCGGUAUCUGCUGGACAAUGGCAUCAAACAUCUGGUUUGCCUGUGUGAGAGGAAACCACCUAACCAUGACACAUGCCCAGACCUACAGCUGCACCACAUCAAGAUCGAUGACUUCACUCCUCCAACACCAAAUCAGAUUGAUAGAUUCUUAUCCAUAGUGGAUGAAGCCAACGCCAAAGGAGAGGGUGUAGGAGUUCACUGCAUGCACGGCCACGGCAGAACAGGGACCAUGCUGGCCUGCUAUCUGGUGAAGACGAGGAAGAUUUCAGGUGUGGACGCCAUCAAUGAGAUCCGGAGAAUACGUCGCGGCUCGAUUGAAACUCAUGAACAAGAGAAAGCAGUGGUGCAGUUUUAUCAGCGCACCAAAUAACAACUUAAUUUUACAGCGGACAAAACAGAUGUGCAUUUCUUAAUAGUGGUGGUGACAAUUACAGCUUUAUACAAUUUAUUUUUAACAAGCAAUUAGGGGAGCAAUAUUUUAGGUGCCUCAACAAUACUAUUCAAAAAGGAAUUAACAAGUUUUUAAACAAUAGAUGAAAGAAAAAAAUGCACAACAGAUCUGAACUAAAAAUUGUCACGCUCUUGGGAACUUUAAAGAAUUUCACAGUGAUGGGUACAUAAACUAGUAUACUAUUUUUUCUACAUGAUAUAGUGUCAUUUUGCUAUCAUUUCAUACAAAAUGUCAUUUUUUUCCUUUAUAUGGAGAUGGUCCUCAUGUUUUUGGGCUUCUGCUUUCAUGGCUGCAGCUUUCAUGUCAGGGAAAACAGACGCUGGCGCUCCUUGAAUGUGAGGGUUUCAGGAGCUGCUGCUCUCUUGAUUUUCCUCUGCUGGUUUCUGUAAAGAAAAUAUUGGGAAUAAGAGAAACACUUGAAUGUUAUUAUUGGAAGAAUUUCUGUGGACAUAAAUCCUAGCUUGUGGUAUUGGAAACAAAAUAUAUUUAUUAUUCAUAGAUUUAUUUUUUUUUUCUCAGGGAUUUCUUUCCAGCACUUUUAGUGUGUUUCAUCACAAGAGAUUAAUAAAAUGCACUGUAAUCAAUGUCUCUCCCAAAACUGGAAUAAGCUACUGCAGUUGUGAUGAUACACUGACAUUCAUGUAAAGUGAUCUUGAGAAGAAAUGCUGUGUUAAUGUCACAGUCGCAUCUGAAUUUGAUUGAAUUUGAUAACAUGUUUAAACACAGCCAAAAAAAAAAAGGUUUGAACUCACUCUUUUGAUGCCAUGUUAUGAACAUCUUGAGCCAGUCCACUCGAUCUUUGAUCUGUCAAAAACA